AUGGGUGAUGAUGGUAGACGAUAUUUAUUUGAUUUGUAUCGUCUUAAUCCUGUUGAUAUUGAAUUUUUAGAGAAAGAAUGUGAACCUAAAGAAGAAAGUGACCUUCCACUUUAUUCUCACAAAUUAACUUUAUUAAGACCAGAAUUGAUUGAAUCUUUUUGGGAUUAUAAAUUUAGAUUGUGGCUUCAGGAAAAGGCUAAUCGAAAACAGAAUGAGGAAACCAAAGAUUCUAAACCUGAAGAUUCUAAACCUGAAGAUUCUAAACCUGAAGAUUCUAAACCUGAAAAUUCUAAACCUGAAAAUUCUAAACCUGAAGAUUCUAAACCUGAAGAUUCUAAACCUGAAGAUUCUAAACCUGAAGAUUCUAAACCUCAAGAAGUAACUCCCGAUGAAGAAUUUAAUUUUACAUUAAAUCCAGCUUCUUUUACUGAUUAG
This is a messenger RNA of Entrophospora sp. SA101, 435 nucleotides long. The record is from the annotation of a GenBank genome assembly. Lineage: Eukaryota; Fungi; Glomeromycota; Glomeromycetes; Entrophosporales; Entrophosporaceae.